Molecule: messenger RNA, 765 nt
Organism: Acanthoscelides obtectus
Lineage: Eukaryota; Metazoa; Arthropoda; Insecta; Coleoptera; Chrysomelidae
Source: the annotation of a GenBank genome assembly
AUGGCUGCCAACGACAUUACAUUUUGUCAAAAUUUGACAGAAAAUCCAGAAAACGAAAACGUCGAUGCUGUGUGCAAACUCAUCAUUGAAGAUAGACAUGUGACAUAUCGCGAGACUGAGGCAUCCUUAAGAAUCUCAAAGACCUCAAUUCAAAAAAUUUUACAUGAAAAAUUAGGAGUAAGAAAAUUAGUUUCUCGUUGGAUACCCCACCUGUUGACUGAAGAGCAGAAAGCAGCCAGGGUUAAUUGGUGUCAAAAAACGCUUGACCGUUUCAAUUCCGGAAACUCAAAAAAUGUGUACAGCAUUGUUAGUGGUGAAGAAAAGCCAACAAAAGUCAUCCGUUCUCGAAGUGUUUUGAAAAAGAUGGUCACGAUAUUUGGGUCAAAAGCAGGUCAUAUUGCAACAAUUCCUCUUAAUGAGCAAAUAACUGUUACUGCGGAUUGGUAUACCACCAUUUGUUUGCCAACGGUCAUCAACGAGCUUCGGAAAAUCAACCCCGAAAGAAGAAUCAUCCUCCACCAAGACAAUGCAAGCUCGCACACAGCCCAAAAAAUAAGGCAGUAUUUAACGGAAGAAAACGUGGAAUUAUUGGACCAUCCUCCAUAUAGUCCCGAUCUAAGUUCUAACGAUUUCUUUACUGUCCCGAAAAAUAAAAAAAGACUGCGUGGUCAAAGGUUCCAGUCACCAGAAGAAGCAGAUGACGCAUUCAAAAAUGCCGUUUUGUAUCUGCCAGCAAACGAGAGGAAUAAGUGCUUCGAAAACUGA